GAAAUGACAUUUCCUCUUUAAAUAGCUGGAGCCGUGGCCCCGUGGAGAAAUGGCCGCGUCGGCAGAUUUAAAUAAGCCUUCCCCAACACCGAAUGGAAUUCCAUCUUCAGACACAGCCAGCGAUGCCGUGGACCCCUUUCACGCUUGCAGUAUUCUUAAGCAACUCAAAACAAUGUACGAUGAAGGACAGUUGACAGACAUUGUAGUGGAAGUGGAUCACGGGAAAACAUUUUCCUGUCAUAGAAACGUUCUUGCUGCAAUCAGCCCUUACUUCAGAUCUAUGUUCACUAGUGGCCUUACAGAAAGUUCUCAAAAAGAAGUGCGAAUAGUCGGUGUUGAAGCUGAAUCGAUGGAUUUAGUGUUGAAGUAUGCCUACACCUCCAGAUUUGUUCUGACAGAGGCCAAUGUUCAAGCCUUGUUUACUGCAGCUAGCAUCUUCCAGAUUCCUUCCAUCCAAGACCAGUGUGCUAAGUAUAUGAUCAGUCAUUUGGACCCACAAAAUUCUAUUGGGGUUUUCAUCUUUGCUGAUCAUUAUGGUCAUCAGGAACUCGGAGAUCGAUCGAAAGAAUACAUUCGUAAAAAGUUUCUGUGUGUCACCAAAGAACAAGAGUUUCUCCAGUUGACAAAAGACCAACUGAUAAGUAUACUAGACAGUGAUGAUUUAAACGUAGACCGAGAAGAGCAUGUUUAUGAAAGCAUUGUAAGGUGGUUUGAACAUGAACAGAAUGAAAGAAAAGUGCACCUUCCAGAAAUUUUUGACAAAUGCAUACGUUUUCCUCUGAUGGAAGAUACCUUUAUAGAGAAAAUCCCACCUCAGUUUGCACAGGCUAUAGCCAAAAGCUAUGUAGAGAAGGGACCAUCCAGUACUAAUGGCUGUACACAGAGACUUGGGAUGACUGCAUCUGAAAUGAUCAUAUGUUUUGAUGCUGCCCACAAACACUCAGGAAAGAAGCAAACGGUGCCUUGUCUAGAUAUAGUCACAGGAAGAGUGUUUAAAUUAUGCAAACCACCAAAUGAUCUAAGAGAAGUAGGGAUUCUUAUAUCACCAGAUAAUGACAUUUACAUUGCAGGAGGAUACAGGCCAAGCAGCAGUGAAGUAUCCAUCGACCAUAAGGCAGAAAAUGAUUUCUGGAUGUAUGACCAUUCCACCAAUAGGUGGCUAUCCAAACCAUCCUUGCUUCGAGCCAGAAUAGGCUGCAAACUGGUAUAUUGCUGUGGUAAGAUGUAUGCCAUUGGAGGGCGUGUUUAUGAAGGUGAUGGGAGAAACUCACUAAAAUCUGUGGAGUGCUAUGACAGCAGAGAAAAUUGUUGGACAACUGUUUGUGCAAUGCCUGUUGCAAUGGAGUUUCAUAAUGCUGUGGAGUACAAAGAGAAGAUCUAUGUUUUACAGGGAGAAUUUUUCCUCUUCUAUGAGCCACAAAAAGACUACUGGGGAUUUUUAACCCCCAUGACUGUGCCUAGAAUCCAGGGCUUAGCAGCUGUAUACAAAGACUCCAUCUACUACAUAGCUGGAACCUGUGGAAAUCAUCAGCGCAUGUUUACUGUAGAAGCCUAUGACAUUGAGCUAAAUAAAUGGACUCGUAAGAAGGACUUUCCAUGUGAUGAGUCUAUCAAUCCAUACCUUAAACUGGUACUUUUCCAGAAUAAACUCCAUUUAUUUGUUCGAGCUACUCAAGUGACUGUUGAAGAACAUGUCUUCAGAACCAGCAGGAAAAAUUCCCUUUACCAAUAUGAUGACAUCACUGACCAGUGGAUGAAAGUGUAUGAGACCCCAGAUCGGCUCUGGGACCUUGGGCGGCAUUUUGAAUGUGCCGUAGCUAAACUCUAUCCUCAGUGUCUUCAGAAAGUACUUUAGAAAGUAGCAGGCCUUAGUGAGCUCAUUGACAUCCAAUGCUUGAGGAGUCUCAAUGGUACGAGAAGUGCAGUGCAUAUUUAAGAAAGCUGAGUUUGUACAUGGAAGUGGAUGCUCUAAAAGGUGACAGUGUAGGGAGGGAUGUCUUCAUCCUUGUGACAUUUUCAUUUCAGUAAGCAAAAGUAACAAAGUGCAAUUAGCAGCAUUUUUUUCUGGUAUAAAAACAAUCAUUUUCAUUCUAGAAUUUUGUGAUAAAUAGUCUCUGAGAUACCAGAUGAAUUAAUAACUAUGCAGUCUUAUAAGAGCAGUUAGGGUAUUAUUGGUUAGAGACAUCCAAACUAGUUUGAUGUGACUUUAUUUUAAAUACGGGUAAAACUCUGAGGCAAUAUCACUAGGACUUUAGCUGUGACCUCUCCAACACAGAGAAGCACUAACUUAGAUUCUCAUUCUUAAUAUAUAUAUUAUAUUUAUGUACUGUUUGCAAGUUUACUGAGAUUUAAAUGUGUUCUUAGAAUUGAUUGAAGGAAAAACAAAUCAUCUCAGAAAGAACUUUCAGUCUAAUUUUUUCAUGUAUAUUCCAAAUAACUUUAAAUUAAGCUGAAGUUUUAAAAUACCUGUUUUUUGUUGAUAACUUUUUCAUGUGCUAACACUGUCUCAUUUUUAAAAUCCUGAAAAGGGUCCAAAUUCACGGUGGCUGGUGCUAGUAUAAGUUAAUUCAUGUGUAUAGCUAGACGGAUUUAAGUUGUCUGAGCCUAUGCCUGCCUUUCAAGUUAGUAUGUUAGUUUUGUGGCCAUUGUACUUUACCUGUCAAACUCUUGUGAUUUUACAAGAUUCUCUACUUACAGGAUAGCAAGAUAGGACCAGUUAUUGAUCUAACUGGACUUCAGUCCAGAAUAGUGAGAAGAUUCAACACAGUUUGCACUAACACGGGUCAUUUUGUUGCCUGACCUCCUUUUCCAUCUCUACUUGUCUAGUCUUUAUCGGUACAGUGAAAGGUAACUUAUUUCUGUUCUGCACAGAGCAUAAUGUGAAGUUUUACACCUACUUUUAAAAUUCUGUUUUACAGAAACAUAAAACUCCUGCAGUGGUUGAAUUUAAUGUCUUUUAAGUUACAUGUGACAAUUAAAACCUCAUUCAUUUUUUAAUUUUUGCACUUAACAGUGAUAAAUAUUUUUAUUGAAAACCUUGUUCUAGCUGAAGGUGAUUGAGAAGGAAAAGAGUAAAUGAAUAAACCCAUAGCAUCAUAGGUACUAAAUCAUGUUUCAUAUUUAACUGAUGAAUUUCUAACAAUCAGUUAGGAAUAUUCACAUAAAGAACAAACCAAUUCAUUUGUAAUUCCUUAGAUGUUUGUAUCUAACAUUUUUUACUAUGCCUAGAAUAAUAAAUAAGGGAUAUAAGUAUAGUCCAGAGUCUGUCCUCAACUAGAACAUUUUGAUUUUCUUAAAACAAAUUGGCAUGGUUUGUAUUAGAAACUCUUUUCAAAUUGUGAUGUGAUACUGUGAAACAAAUUGAAAACAUUGCCUCUGCAUCACAUACCUCGUUUUUCAGAAACUUUCCAAACUGCUUGUCUUAGACCUUUACAGUAGGAAAUGUUUUCUGAAGAAGAAUUCAAAGUAGACAGGAUUUAUAGAAUUACCAUUUUAAAAUCUACUCUUGUGAAGCUAGUUAUGUGUUUUUUUUCUUACUGGUCUUGAGAGUGUGUCUAUAACCUCUUUAUACACUCUGUCAGCCAGUAACUUCUUUUCUCCCCCAUUUUUCCUUCUGUUCCUCUUCAUGCUGUUUGGGGGCUACUUCUGUGAGUUUUUUUGAAGCAUCUUUAAAGUGUUGCAGAGGGGAGGAAAAAAAAAUAACUUUUGCAAGUGAUGUUCAUGUAAUUUAUUUUUGAAAGCUUUGUUGAAUAAGAUUUUCUGAUGCUUUUUGACAAUCUUCUGUAUUUAUUUAGAAAAAAUGUGUUACUUGAAAACAUGACAUAGAGCAUUGAGUUAGUAAUAUACAUGUGCUGUAUGACAUAUAGGAAGGAGUACAACAUGCUGUGGUUAAUUCCACAGUAGAUUUUUUUUUCUGUUGAUCUGCACAACAGUUGAUCCUUUUAAUAUAACAAUUUAAAUUGAGGGUGUGAUCUAAGUAUAGUAUAUCAAAGCCAAGGUUUAGAAUUUGCUAUGGGAGUAGAAUAUAUAUUGAAUUUUGUAUGGAGAACUAUUUGUUUAAAUUAUAUAGCUGGGAUACUUUGCCACUUUUUAAGUGAUUUGAGAAGAACCCUAGAAAACUAAGAUGAGUAAUAUGUGUGGAUAGAUAUAUGUUUAAAUAGUUAAGGUAUAUUUGUAUAGUAUGUUGAGAAUAUAAGUAAAAGGCACAACGGGGCUGCGGAAUUAAAGGUCUAAAGUAUGCCCGUCCCACUUUCACUUUGUUUUUGUAUUUGAAGAAUGUAUGUGGCACUUUCCUAUAUACUUUCCAGACAUUGGAAACUGGACUUGGUAUAACUAUAUUAUAGGAAAGUUUUAAUUGUGUUCUUCAGUUUCCAUGUUUUCUGUUACUCUACCAAGUUGAUGCAUAAACAUCAAGCUCAUCUUGUUGGUGCAUGAGAGAAAGUGGAAGCGAUCCGCAAGGAAUCAGAUUUCCUGUGUGAAGCAGUUUAAAAUGUCAUUCAGUGUUCAGUGCUCAGGUAUGUAGUAAGUACUGUAGUCCUUUGGGGGCAAAUGUGUAGAUAUUUUUAAACAUUUUGCCAUAAUUGCACAGUUUUUUGCAUUUUUACAUGAUGGCAUUGUUUCUUAUAAUAAAACUUUUUUCUGAUUGAAAA
This is a messenger RNA of Molossus molossus (Pallas's mastiff bat), 4649 nucleotides long. RefSeq names its product kelch repeat and BTB domain containing 8 (gene KBTBD8). Gene Ontology annotation, molecular function: protein binding. NCBI's taxonomy places the organism in Eukaryota, Metazoa, Chordata, Mammalia, Chiroptera, Molossidae. The transcript has 4 exons. The record is from RefSeq and is a predicted model, not a curated record. The coding region runs from base 50 to 1855 and encodes 601 amino acids.